This is a messenger RNA of Clarias gariepinus (North African catfish), 2148 nucleotides long. It is a transcript of the gene hsd17b12a, whose product is annotated as hydroxysteroid (17-beta) dehydrogenase 12a. Gene Ontology annotation, cellular component: endoplasmic reticulum. Gene Ontology annotation, molecular function: oxidoreductase activity. Bases 108 to 1067 code for a protein of 319 amino acids. The record is from RefSeq and is a predicted model, not a curated record. NCBI's taxonomy places the organism in Eukaryota, Metazoa, Chordata, Actinopteri, Siluriformes, Clariidae. The transcript is spliced from 11 exons.
GAUGCCACAACCUGCUUAUAAAGGGGCUCGCACGUUGUGGCUCUAAAUCAGUGCUAUCGCCUAAUUUUGUGGGUCAGACAGCACGCUCGCCCAGCCGUGUAGCCUACAUGGAGCACUUGAACGUGGUGAAGAUGCUUCAGCUUGCGGAGACUCCUGUGUACUGGGUCGGUGCAGUCACCACGGCCUCGCUGGCUCUCUGGCUCAUCUACCAUAUCAUCUCCGGCUUCAGGAUAUGGGUGCUCGGGAAUGGGGAUUUGCUGUCCCCCAAACUGGGGAAAUGGGCAGUUGUAACAGGAGCCACAGAUGGAAUUGGGAAAUCCUAUGCGGAGGAGCUUGCUCGACGAGGAUUUUCUAUAAUGCUAAUCAGUCGCUCACAGGAGAAGCUGGAUGAUGUUGCCAAGUCCCUUGAAACUCUGUAUAACGUGGAAACCAAGACCAUUGCUGUGGAUUUCAGUCAGACUAACAUUUAUCCAAAGAUUGAUGCUGCACUUGCUGGGCUAGAAAUAGGAGUUCUUGUAAACAACGUUGGCAUUUCCUACCCUUACCCUGAGUUUUUCCUGCACAUCCCUGACCUGGACAAUUUCAUAACCACAAUGAUUAACGUCAACAUAACUUCAGUCUGUCAAAUGACUCGUCUGGUUUUGCCCAAAAUGGAAGCUAGAGCAAAGGGUGUAAUCCUCAACAUCUCCUCUGCUAGUGGCAUGUACCCAGUUCCACUGCUCACUGUCUACUCUUCCACCAAGGCUUUUGUUGACUUCUUCUCACGUGGACUUCAAGCAGAAUACAAGUGCAAAGGGAUCAUUAUUCAGAGUGUGCUGCCUUUCUUCGUGGCCACCAAAAUGACGAAGAUCAGGAAACCCACCCUGGACAAGCCUACUCCUGAGCGUUAUGUAGCUGCUGAGUUAACUACUGUGGGGCUACAAGAUCAGACUAAUGGCUAUUUCCCUCAUGCAGUCAUGGGAUGGUUUACCACUGUUCUAGUUCCUAUCAAUCUGGUUCUUUACUUUGGCAUGCGCAUGAACAAGGCUCAGCGUGGCGGUUACCUCAGGAGAAGAAAGCUGCGAUAGCUUGAAGUGGUCUAACAGGAAAAGACAAACCGCAUCCAAAGUGUCCUUUUCUUCCUGUUGGCUUAGUAUGGAUAUGACUGCCUGACCAUUGUAUCAGUGUUUAAGUAGUUCUGUGUCGAGGCGUUUGUAUUGAAUGUCUCAUUAGACAAACUUCAUGUUCUUGUAAGAACUACAGACCACACAUGUUACACUUGUUGAAUGAAGUAGUUCAAUCUAGGCUUUUAAUUUGGUGACCGUUCUCUUUUUGUCUUGUGUGAUUUGGGGAAAGGGUGUAUUACUUAUAACUGAGUCCAAAGAGUGUUGUAUUUGGUGCAUGGAGGGCUGUUUUUCACUGCUGUUGUAAGCAGACGGUAUUUGAACAAGAGAUGGGUUUCAUAAGCAUAUCUUCCUGUGUGUAAAAGCCACACGUGCACCUGAUUACUUGCUCACUGAUGCCAGUUCCCUGUUAUGUUUGUUUACAAUGAUUUACAAAGGUGAAAUUUAUACAUUUUCUUUAGCUGUUGAAUGAUCAUCUGAGUAUUGGCCUUUUUUAAGAUUUUUUUUUUUUGUAUCCCCCGCCCACCCCCUUGCUUUUUAUGUUUUGUACAAUUUAUAAUUUCUUAGUAUUUAUGAAAUUGGUGGUGGGGUUUUGGUGUUUUAUAUGUUUAAUAUAUAUAUCUACAAUGGUGCUUUUUAUAAUUGAGCCAGGUUGAACACACUGUCAAUCUCUGAUCAUUCAGAAUUAUGUGCCUUACAGAAAUGCACAAAUCUGCUGACUAGUAAAGGAGAUAUGUACCCAGCUGCUAUUCUCUCUCAAACGUAGCAAUGCACUUACUGACCUUAUCCAUACCAAAUGAAUUUUUUUUUUGUUUGUUUGUUUUAAAGGGGUUUCUCCAUGGUUAGAUCUCCAUUUGACUUGUUGAACCAAAGCCAGUUAAAUGAAAGCGCUCAGGUGUUUGACCCUUGCUGGUUGUGUGACAGGGAAAACUUGAAUGUGUACAUUCCAAAAUAUUUGGUAAUGGUCUGCAAUGUGUGCCUUUUUUCCACAAUUUAUGCUUUUGUUAAACUUGGUUUGUCUUCUUUAAAUAAAGAUGUGAUUUUA